Molecule: messenger RNA, 1752 nt
Organism: Centruroides sculpturatus (bark scorpion)
Lineage: Eukaryota; Metazoa; Arthropoda; Arachnida; Scorpiones; Buthidae
Exons: 3
Coding region: 1-1752 (583 amino acids)
Molecular function (GO): RNA-DNA hybrid ribonuclease activity; nucleic acid binding
Source: RefSeq, a predicted model, not a curated record
AUGGUGCUGUGUGACUAUUUCACCAACAGAUCCACCUCCAUUACCUAUGGAGCGGACACCAUCCAAAAACCCGUUACCGUGGAUUGCCCGCAAGGGUCUUGCUCAGGCCCGCUCCUCUGGAGCAUUCUCUUAGAUGAUCUCCGAUGUCAAGGAUUUCUAAAGGAUAUACAUACUACGGCAUACGCCGACGACGUAUUAAUAAUCAUCUCUGCCGACAGCAGAGCCAAGUUGGAGAAAGAAGUCAACCGUACCCUCCAGAAGAUCUAUAACUGGGGUCAGUCCAACAGGCUAGAUUUCAACCCCAACAAGACUAAUGCCAUCGUCAUUACGAAACACAACGUUGCUAAACGGCAUCCAAAGUUCCACCUGAACGGUGCCCAAAUUAAUAUCACCCUGUCGUUUGUGUACCUCGGUGUUACAAUCGACGAUAACUUGAGUUGGCUACCCCACUUAGUCAACCUUGUUGAGAAGACUAGUAACCUCUUCGCCUGGUUCACCAAAGUGGCAAGAAGGGACUGGGGCCUGUCAGGCCCCGCACUAAAGACUAUAUACCAAGGUGCCAUUGUUCCAAUGGUAACCUAUGGGGCGAGUGCAUGGGGAGAAAAAUCAACCCAUACCCAUAUUAAGAGAAAAGUACACACCAUACAGAGGAAAAUUCUUUUAAGAGUGACCAGAGCGUACAGGACCAUUUCAAAUGACGCCCUCCAUGUCCUGGCGGGCGUUCUACCACUAGACCAGGAAGUCAACCUAAACAUGGACCUACACCUACUAAGGACCGAAAACAAGAUACCAGCAUACCUAGCAAUGGGUAAUGCGGUUCUGGAGCCCAAGGUCGCGGCGGCCCACUGCUUGACCAACAGGGACAUACCAACUAUCAACGAAAGGAUAUAUUCAACCAACAAGAGCAGCCACAUCGACAUCUGCACAGACAGCAGAUCUGCCAUUGAAGCCAUCAAGGACGUAAACAAUAAGAGUCCACUGGUGCAAGCCAUCUGGAACACUUUGCUCAAUAACUCAAAAAACAAUCGAUAUUCCUUCUGCUGGGUAAAGGCCCACGCCGGCCACCCCAGCAAUAAAACUGCCGACAAGAUCGCCAAAGAAGCGAGCGGUCAGGCCACGACAAACAGUUACAAUCUUAUUGCAAGAAACAGUUUAAAACAACGCUGUAAGGCCUACCACCGUGCCGUCUGGCAGCGGGCCUGGGAGACGUCUGUGAAGGGAAGAGGACUAUUUGCCUUCCUACCGGAUGUCAACCAACAGAUGAGGUGCACCCACCUGUUACUGGACCAACGCACAUCAACCUUCUUAAGUCAACAUGGUAACUUCAACGGGUAUCUCCACAAGUACGGACACGCCGCCUCGCCGAACUGCGACGUCCUGGAAGACCCGAUGCAUCUUCUGUACAACUGCAUCAGACUGGAGAACAUUAGACACGAACUACGACAAGAAUGCUGCCAUGAGGGCCUUACCUGGCCUACCCCACCAAACAAGAUCAUAAACGAGAGACUUUAUAAUAUAAUGCAAAGAAUAGUAAAUAUGUACUACAACCUGAAGCUGGUUUCUUUGUCUCAGUGUGAAUCAACAGACACUACAUUUGGCUCGGUGGGCCAAAGAUUUUUUAAGAAAACUAAGUUUGAAAACUUACGAUCUUCAGACCGAUUUUCCGGAGGAACCGGGUCCGAUAAACCGGAAGGGAAGACGACUCAAGACAAGUUAUCCUACAGUGAGUAUAAUUGCCAAAUUUCUGCUUGA